AUGAAUUCUUCGAACCCGAGCGCGGGCAAGUCCCUUCAGAUCCAGUCGAAUUAUCCUCCGGCCGCUCAAGUGGCACCGGCACUACCGAGUUUCGAGACGGCUCGCCGCGCGAACCCAGCAGCCGGGGGUUCUCUACCGCAACCCACGCCCCGAAAGGGACAGAGCUCUCGAAACCAACACCGGCCUCAGCGCCGGCAUCACUUGGGGGAGAGAAUGGUCGACCAGUACGAUGCCAUGGCGGAGCUUCGAGCACUUAGAAACCCGACCAGUCGACGUGGACAGACAUCCAUUACGCAUCUUUUGAAUUACUCAGCACCGUUGCAUCAUCAUCACCACGACCACGGCCAUCACCACCACUCGAACCCCAGGUCAUAUCGGCGAAAUCCAACCUGGGGCCCGGGAUCGGGAUACCAUGCUGUUGAUAAAUCCAGAUACGUCCAUGCCAACUACCGCUUUGUCGUCUCUCCGGAGGGAGACUACUCCAAGAACGCAGCCGAUGCAGACCUCUUCUUGGACUGGUCCAACACCCUGCAGGUGAUUGCAUCAUCGGAGUCACAGGCGGCCUCAUGUCCCAUAUGUUUGUCGGAACCAGUGGCUCCCCGCAUGGCUAAAUGUGGGCAUAUUUUCUGCCUCCCUUGCUUGCUUCGCUUCAUGAACUCGGUAUUAAACGAUGAAGAGGCGAAACCGGGCAAGGGUGCCAAAUGGAGGAAAUGCCCCAUUUGCGAAGACAGCAUCUAUCUUCCUGAAGUACGACCGGUUCGAUUUUACGCCGGUCAAGAGAGCCCCCUUCCCCGAGUUGGGGAUGAUGUUGUCUUGAGACUCAUGGCGAGGAACGCCGACUCUACGCUUGCUCUCCCGCGGGAGAGUGGAGCGGAAGUGCUCAGCUCUGGUGAUAGCAUCCCGUGGCAUUCCGCUGCCAAUGUCUUGGACUACGCUCGUGUCAUGAAGGGCACGGGCGAAUACAUGGCCGGCCAGUAUGAUGAGGAAAUUGAGACGAUGCUACAACAAGCCAUGGAAGAUGAAGCGAUGUUUGGACAAGACAAUGAAUGGACUCAAAAAGCCGUCAAAGCCGUCAAUGCGGCGAAGGAGAAGGUUGUUACCCUUGGUGGGGCCGAUGCGCCAAAUACAACAUCGCUUUCUGAUCCAGCGAGACCAUCAUCAGACGCCGAUUUUUACUUUUACAGCGCCCUGCCUCACUUGUAUCUUUCUCCUUUGGAUAUACGGAUUUUGAAAACUACAUAUGGAUCCUUUGCGGCCUUUCCUUCCACAUUGUUACCUAGGGUUGAGCACCUUUCGACCGGGCAUGUCGUCGAUGAUGCGUUACGAAAACGAGCAAAGUAUCUGGGGCAUCUUCCUUAUGGCUGCGUCAUUAGCUUCCUGGAGUGCGACUGGACAGAUAUUGUCCCUGCUGAAACGCUAGAGUCAUUCAUGGCAGAUAUUGAGAAGAGGCGAAAUCGUAAUCGUGAUAAGGCCGCACAAGAAGAGCGAGAACGCCUUCAGUCCGAGAGGAUAGAGGCGGCUGCCCUUCGAAGCCUUACUGGAUCUCGACGGCCGCAUUCCCCACCCAUUGAGCCUGAUUCGCCUCCAUUCAUGGACAUGUCCGAGUUCCAGCCUUUAGCAGCACCGUCUAGUACAACCCCUCCAGAGCCAAGAUCAGGGUUUUCCACUCUGGCUUCAAUGUCAACCAGCCCUUCUACUCAAAGAACGGUCUGGGGCACUCCCGCGCUCUCAAAUACUCCUGGAAUGGAAGACAUCCCUCCACCUACCAACCCUGAUGACGGGUGGCUCAAGGAUGAGGAAUUAUUCCUCAGCCCAGGCGAGCUUGCUAGGCAAAUGGAGGCCUUGAACACCCUCGAUAAAGACGAGAAUGGACAAAGCAGCAAGUCUCAAGGCGGUGGAGGUGGGGGCGGCGGUAAGAAGAAGAAGAAGCAGAAGAUUACGCUCAUGAGCACUGGUGGGCGGCGUGGCAUCUAA
Molecule: messenger RNA, 1974 nt
Organism: Trichoderma gamsii
Lineage: Eukaryota; Fungi; Ascomycota; Sordariomycetes; Hypocreales; Hypocreaceae
Exons: 1
Coding region: 1-1974 (657 amino acids)
Biological process (GO): positive regulation of transcription by RNA polymerase II
Molecular function (GO): transcription cis-regulatory region binding; metal ion binding
Source: RefSeq, a predicted model, not a curated record